CAGUACGGUUGGGUACCAGCUUAAGUAGGCUACAGUCAGCCUGUUCUCUGUGUUUCCCUCUGGUCCGUGUUUACAUUAACCCUCCAAGAUGUCGAAGCCGCUGUCAGAUCACGACCGGAAGAAGCAGAUUUCGGUGCGUGGCCUCGCUGGAGUUGAGAACGUGACAGACCUCAAAACCAACUUCAACCGCCACCUCCACUUCACGCUGGUUAAAGACAGAAAUGUUUCCACAAAGCGGGACUAUUAUAUGGCUCUCGCCCACACCGUGCGCGAUCAUCUGGUUGGCAGAUGGAUCAGAACCCAGCAGCACUAUUACGAGAAAGACCCCAAACGUGUCUACUACAUCUCCCUGGAAUUCUACAUGGGCCGCACCCUGCAGAACACCAUGGUGAACCUUGGACUGGAGAAUGCCUGUGAUGAGGCCAUGUACCAGCUUGGUUUGGAGAUGGAGGAGCUGGAAGACUUGGAGGAGGAUGCUGGUCUUGGAAACGGUGGCUUGGGUAGACUGGCUGCUUGCUUCCUCGACUCCAUGGCAUCCCUGGGUUUGGCUGCAUAUGGUUACGGUAUCCGUUAUGAGUUUGGAAUUUUCAAUCAGAAAAUUGCACAUGGCUGGCAGGUUGAGGAGGCCGAUGACUGGCUUCGUUAUGGCAACCCUUGGGAGAAAGCUCGUCCAGAAUACAUGAGGCCAGUGCAGUUCUUUGGCAGGACAGAGCACCAUCCUGAUGGCGUGAAAUGGGUCGACACCCAGGUGGUUUUGGCCUUGCCAUACGACACCCCUGUGCCAGGAUACAGGAACAAUAUUGUGAACACCAUGCGUCUGUGGUCUGCCAAGGCUCCCUGUGAUUUCAACUUGAAAGACUUCAAUGUUGGUGGUUACAUUCAGGCUGUGCUGGGCAGGAAUGUGGCAGAGAAUAUCUCCCGUGUCCUGUACCCAAAUGACAACUUCUUUGAAGGGAAGGAGCUACGUCUGAAGCAGGAGUACUUUGUGGUGUCUGCCACCCUGCAGGACAUUGUCCGCCGUUUCAAAGCCUCCAAGUUUGGCAGUAGGGAGAUUGUGCGUACUGACUUCAGUGAGCUGCCUAAGAAGGUGGCCGUCCAGCUGAAUGAUACUCACCCAGCCCUGGCCAUCCCCGAGCUGAUGAGAGUGCUGGUGGACGAGGAGAAGUUGCCCUGGGAUAAGGCCUGGGAAGUCUGCGUGAAAACAUGUGCCUACACUAAUCAUACAGUCCUGCCUGAGGCCCUGGAGCGCUGGCCCAUUGAUCUGUUCCAUAACCUGCUGCCUCGCCAUCUUGAGAUCGUCUAUGAGAUCAACAGGCGCCAUAUGGAGCGUGUUGCAUCCAAGUUCCCUGGUGACAAUGACCGCUUGGCGCGUAUGUCUCUGAUUGAGGAAGGAGGCGGGAAGAGAGUAAACAUGGCUCACUUGUGUAUUGUCGGGUCCCAUGCAGUCAAUGGAGUGGCCCGCAUUCACUCUGACAUCCUCAAAGCAACCCUGUUUAAGGACUUCUAUGAGAUGGAUCCCCAUAAGUUCCAGAACAAGACCAAUGGUAUCACUCCCCGUCGCUGGUUGGUCAUGUGCAACCCUUCACUUGCAGAAAUCAUUGCAGAGAAAAUUGGAGAGGACUACAUCCGUGAUCUUGACCAGUUGAGAAAACUUGAGAAAUUUAUUAACGAUGAGGCUUUCAUCCGUGAUGUUGCCAAAGUCAAACAGGAGAACAAGAUGAAGUUUGGCGCUCACCUCGAGGAGCACUACAAGGUUAAGAUCAAUCCUAACUCCAUGUUUGACAUCCAAGUCAAGAGAAUCCACGAGUACAAGAGACAGCUGUUGAACUGCCUGCACAUCAUCACCUUCUACAACCGUAUCAAGAAAGAGCCCAAUAAGGCAUGGACACCAAGAACUGUCAUGAUCGGCGGAAAGGCUGCACCUGGCUACCACACAGCCAAGAUGAUCAUCCGUCUCAUCACUGCCAUUGGUGAGAUAGUCAAUCAUGACCCUGUUGUGGGUGACCGUCUGAAGGUCAUCUUCCUGGAGAACUACAGAGUCACCCUUGCUGAGAAAGCCGUUCCUGCUGCCGACCUCUCAGAGCAGAUCUCAACCGCGGGCACAGAGGCGUCUGGCACCGGCAACAUGAAGUUCAUGCUGAACGGUGCCCUCACCAUUGGCACUAUGGAUGGUGCCAAUGUGGAGAUGGCAGAGGAGGCUGGCAUGGACAACAUCUUCAUCUUUGGCAUGAGAGUUGACGAUGUGGAUGAGAUGGACAAGAAGGGUUACAAUGCCUAUGACUACUACAACCGCAUCCCAGAACUGAAACAAGCCAUUGACCAGAUCGCCAACGGUUUCUUCAGUCCCAAGCAGCCUGAUCUCUUCAAGGACAUUGUCAACCUACUAAUGCACCAUGACAGAUUCAAGGUGUUUGCUGACUAUGAAGACUACAUCAAAUGUCAGGACAAAGUCAGUGCUCUGUACAAGAACCCCAAGGAAUGGACCAAGAAGGCGAUCUAUAACAUUGCUGGCAGUGGCAAGUUCUCCAGUGACCGCACCAUUGCCCAGUAUGCCCGAGAGAUCUGGGGCAUGGAGCCCACGUUGGAAAAGAUCGCUGCUCCAGAUGACCCUAAGUAAAUGCCUUGCUCUCAAGAGUCUCCUGCCAAGCAUAGCACUUUGGAAUUGUGAGGAGAUUUAAAAAUGGAACAUCAGAGAGAGAAAAGUGUUAAUUAAGCUUAUUGAGGAAUUCUCUUAAGUUCUGAAUAAAAGCCUGCAUUGCUGUGUUCCUCUGCUAUUGUCAAGUAUACAGCCAUACACUUAUGCUUUUAGACUCACCCUCAACCCAGACAUGCUAGAAGCAAUAUAUCCAAUAGUAUCAGAGCCACCAAGAAAUGGAUACAUUUCACCAUCUUUCUAUUUUAUGAUGUACAAUAAAUGACAUCACAAAAACAAGACAGUUUGGUGUUACUCAUGGUAUUACUCUAGGUCCUUAAUGAAGUCGCAUAGUCAGUCAGGUGGGUAGAACACUGCCUUUUAUUUACCCUUCUGAAGAGUGUGUCUUACUCUGAUCAGUUUACCCCAUAUGUACAAGAUGUUUUUGUAUGAAUGUAUUGUAAUCUGUUGGAAGCUUGGGAAUCUUGUUUGAACACAGGCAUAUCACCAGGGCCAGAAACACCUCAAAACUGUCUGCCAAGCAGUCAUUGUGCCCAACUGAAGUGUAUCGUAUUUUUCAAGAAACUUGUAUUAAACUACUAUAAACACUU
Messenger RNA from Sardina pilchardus (European sardine), 3243 nucleotides. It is a transcript of the gene pygma, whose product is annotated as phosphorylase, glycogen, muscle A. Gene Ontology annotation, molecular function: pyridoxal phosphate binding; glycogen phosphorylase activity. The record is from RefSeq and is a predicted model, not a curated record. Gene Ontology annotation, cellular component: cytoplasm. Gene Ontology annotation, biological process: glycogen catabolic process. The transcript is spliced from 20 exons. The coding region runs from base 89 to 2617 and encodes 842 amino acids. Lineage: Eukaryota; Metazoa; Chordata; Actinopteri; Clupeiformes; Clupeidae.